AUGAUUCUUGUCCUUCCCGUGCUUGGCCAUUAUCGCAUCUCGCCUCAAGGGCCCCUUUCAACCACACCACCAACUACAAACACCACUCCACGACACCCACUGCUCGCCAACACGAUAGCAUCGCGCGGCGACGAGAGUGCAGGUUCAGUCGCGGCAUCCGGGCGGACUCGCCGCAACCAGAGCAUGGCAGAGGAGCAAGGACGAGGGCCGCCUUCUACACACCGAGAAGACGAAGGUCGACACCAACUUCCCCCCGUGGGAGCACCCGAAGACCCAAGAUACCACGACGACAGACAUCAUAGACCCAACAUGGCCGCACCAGUAACACUUCCCUCCAUUCAGGAUCCCCACGGCGCCUACGGCCAACCAGCCUACCCGAGGUCCUACCCUGGCGAUCCACGGGGUGACCCGCGCGCCGAUCCGCGCGCCAGCAAUUACAGCGCCUCCCCGAAUUCCGUUAACGGCUACCCGCCGCCGCAACCGGGUGGUCAUCCGCCGCAACUGCCGCCGUUGCAACCCCCGGGUGACCCCAGAUCUCCCACUUAUCCUCCCCCGCCAGAUGGAAGGGACGACUACUACAGAAAUCGCCAGCCUCCGCCGCAGUAUGGCGACCCCUACUAUCAGGAGUAUCACAACCGCCAAGGCCCGCCUCCUCCGGGUCGCUACGCCGACUACCCUCCGCCUGGCCCUGGUGGUCCACGAUACGACUACCCACCAGGCGCACCGAGAUACGACUACGGUCAAGGAGGCCCUCCCAUGCAGCAAGCUGCCCCAAGACAACGAACCUCUAUAGCUUGCAGCGGCUAUCAGAGUGCGCCUGGCGGCAAAUGCGUAAACUGCAGCAGGAUGAACCAGGAGUGCAUAUUCCAGCCCGUAUCUUCGUCUAGUUCGACUGCAUUUGUGCCCGUGUCGGCCAUCCAGGGAGGUGUUCCACCGGGAACGCCGCUCUAUGGGGCUUACGGGCAGCCUCUACCUCCGGGUUCGCUGCCUCCGCCACCGGGCCCCCAGGGUUAUCCCCCUCAGCCUGGCAACGGCGGUUACUACCAACAACCACUCCCUUCUCCAACGGGCGGCUACUCGCCCUACGAUGCGCAGCGUGGAAGGCGGCGGCCGAGGGACGAUGAAGUUGACGAGCUCCGACCUCCGCCACCCGAUCCGAACUCUGCAGACGAUCCUCGACGUCGCUCACCAGCCUCGAGCUCGAAUCACAGCAGCCCGGGAGGCUACAUGGGCUACUCGCAAGGCGGUCAUCCCGGAUAUGAUCCAAGAGCGCCUCCGGCUAGACAUAGCCCUGGACAGCCGGCGGCAGUACCUCACCCGCAGACGGGAGACGAGCGAGCCGCGGCAGCGACCCAGCGACAAAGCAAUUCCUCCACACCAGCAGCAUCCUCGAGCUCGGUUAUGAGCUUGAAUAACUUGGUGGACACGACUCCAAAUGACAUUGACAGGAACAUGCUGGGAAGGCUGAACCGUCCUCCAGUGAGAAAGUGA
Molecule: messenger RNA, 1491 nt
Organism: Colletotrichum paranaense
Lineage: Eukaryota; Fungi; Ascomycota; Sordariomycetes; Glomerellales; Glomerellaceae
Exons: 3
Coding region: 1-1491 (496 amino acids)
Source: RefSeq, a predicted model, not a curated record